Penaeus indicus is the source of this 2468-nucleotide messenger RNA. Its product is annotated as ichor-like. Gene Ontology annotation, cellular component: nucleus. The coding region runs from base 423 to 1748 and encodes 441 amino acids. Gene Ontology annotation, biological process: regulation of transcription by RNA polymerase II; embryonic pattern specification; embryo development. Lineage: Eukaryota; Metazoa; Arthropoda; Malacostraca; Decapoda; Penaeidae. Gene Ontology annotation, molecular function: DNA-binding transcription factor activity, RNA polymerase II-specific; RNA polymerase II transcription regulatory region sequence-specific DNA binding. The record is from RefSeq and is a predicted model, not a curated record. The transcript has 3 exons.
UGACGGACCUGCUCGUUCUCGCUCUCUCCUGUGGGGUUACUUAUAUUAUUAUUACUACUGCUACUGCUGUUAUUGGCUGUGGGCUCUCUGCUGCGUAUCUGUCGUCACUGUGUAACCCGACGCUACAGAAAGCUACAUUUCGAGGGCCUGCAGUGUGGCUGUUUUGUGGAUCUAUUGCUCGACUUCGGCACCACUUGAUGUUAUUGCGUCCUGUGAACAGUGGAGUGUUACCCAGUGCUGUGCUCACACCUCGCUAUUUCUAAGCCCUAGGACUUGGCUGACUCGACGAGGUGUCUCGCAGGCGCGCGGGUGGAGGCCGUUACAGGGGCUGUAUGAUGCUGGGUGCCAUCUGACCGCGUCCACACGCUUCAUGCACCACGCCCCCACCCACAACCGCAGCCACGCCCCAGCCAGGAGCCCAGAUGAAAUUCUACCCUCAGCCCGCGGACUCCCCUGAUGGUGUCCAUGCGUGGGUUCAUGAGGACCUGCUCGAACCACGCUACGCCACGGACCCCAAGGCCGCCAUGGACCCCCUGGACUCCUUCCUGCGGGAUCUGCCGCCUCCAAACUCCACCUUCGCCGAGCUGAAGCCGCUCGAGCCCCUAGACUACCUGACGGCGUCGCCGGACACGUCGGCCUCGUCUCGCCAUGACAGCUCGUCCACCUCGUCCAACUCCCCCGGGAGCCAAUACAAGGGCGCCAUUACCAACACCAACACCUUCCUGGGCUACACCGGGACGCCCGAGCCCGUCACCACCACCACGUCGCCCCUCUCGUCCACCCAGAAGCCCGACGGCUGCCACACGGGCUACUCCAUCUCGCAAGACAUCGAUGACAUCGCCUCUAUCAUCGGCAGCGCCAUCGCCGACAACAACAUCAACACAAGCAUCAACAACAUCAUGCUGCCGGAGUCCCUGGAGCCGCUCAACGCCCCCGAGUUCCAGGACAUCGAGGCGUUCUUCGAGAGCAUGAGCGGCGGCGUCAAGGUGGAGCCCUCGGACCCUAUGGUCAACUCUACCAUGUCCCCGACCGGCCUGUCCGUGGCGACGCAGGUGCCCCAGCCCUCCACCACCACCAUCACCCACAGCACCAUAGAGUACGCGCAGACGCCCACGCACUCCCCGAUGCUGACUUCGCUUCUGGCUGCAGGAGCUGUCACUAACAACAAUUACUUGCAAGGCCUCAUGUCGGAGGGGAAUUGCCAUAAAAACGAAAUAUCGAUGCCUAUCCUACAGGCGCGACUCACACAGGGCUUGAAGGAUGUCGGAGGAGGACUUCUGAAGGCCGACCCCAUGUUCGCGCGCUCCCAUUACUACACGCAGAAGGACACUAUGCCGCACACCACGGACCCCAACAGUUUCGCCGUGACGACCACGGAUGACCUCCUCACCACAGGCAAAUAUGACAACAGGUCGUACCUGGACAAGACCCAGCUGGCCUCGCCCGAGUCCACCGACCUCUCCUCCACCAAGCUCGGCCUGGAUUUCCCGGGCAUGAAGAACAAGAACCGCAACCGCAUGAACAAGAGUACAAAACUGCCCAUCGCUACCGAGGGCACCAAAGACAAGCCCAUCCACCGCUGCACCGUGUGCAACCGCGGCUUCCUCAACAAGUCCAACAUCAAAGUCCACCUACGCACGCAUACAGGCGAGAAGCCCUUCAAGUGCGAGACCUGCGGGAAGGCGUUCCGACAAAAGGCUCACCUGCUCAAGCACUAUCAAAUCCACAAGCGCGUCGCCAGGGAUUGAAGCCAACCCGCCCUCGCCCCUCACGUUGCUUCUGUCUCGCCCGGUUCUUCUUAUUUAUUUCCUUAUUUACCUUACCCUAGAGAAGAGGUAGACGCCAACAACGCGCCGGACGCCACGAGAAAUGUUUUCGACCGUGAGAGCCAUUUCUGCGGCUCGAGUGAUUUUGAAAUGUGUUGAUGCUCAUAACAGUUCAUUCUGAAGUCUUCAUGCCGAACGAGCCGAUGUAAUAGAAAACUUAAACGAUUAUAAGAGACAAUGUUGUGCCAAGAAUGACACUGUAUCUAUCUGAGAACCCUUCUGCUAACAAAAGCUGUCCCAGAACAGGAUGCGCAGGCAGGCUGGUAUGACCUGUGCCUGCUGGUGGGGCCGGAGCUUCGGUCAGCUCUCUCGCAGGAGCUGCCCCUGGGACGCCUUCUUCACCCUUGACAUUGGCCGUGGACUUGUGUUGUGUGUUCUGUGAGAGAAAGAGGGAGAGAGAAACACAGGUUGGGAGUGAAGUGAAAGCUGUUAGCCACAGCCCCGGGUCUUGAAGAUGCCACCCCUCUCCCGCUCCCCCCUCCCCCUGCACCAGCCCUCGUCCCACCUCUGGUUCUGCGGUCGCCCCUACUGCCCGUCCCUUCCCAGCGCCCCUCCAUGCGGACCUCCAUGCGCUUGUGGGACAGAAUCUCGUGUUCCAGCUCUGACAUGCAGAGAUCGCGGCGAGGCGGAGGAGCGGGGAGC